Molecule: messenger RNA, 1723 nt
Organism: Diuraphis noxia (Russian wheat aphid)
Lineage: Eukaryota; Metazoa; Arthropoda; Insecta; Hemiptera; Aphididae
Gene: Sox102F
Product: transcription factor Sox102F
Biological process (GO): cell fate commitment; regulation of transcription by RNA polymerase II
Cellular component (GO): nucleus
Molecular function (GO): RNA polymerase II cis-regulatory region sequence-specific DNA binding; DNA-binding transcription factor activity, RNA polymerase II-specific
Source: RefSeq, a predicted model, not a curated record
UCAUGCCGACAGCCGCAUGGUCCAACAACGGCCGACCGCCGUCCACGUCGUCGGCCAGUCAGUGUUCGAUGCAACUGCAACAUGAGCAGCAACAGACGCCGCCGCCUGCUCAGGCACAGCAGCAACAACAGCUGCAACACCCAACGACGGCCACCGACCCGGACGCACCGCUAAACCUGACCAAGCGAAAGUCGCCCACGCCACAACCACAUCCUCCGUCGUCGACGACACCGCAACACCACCACCAACAACUCCAACAGCAGCAGCAGCAUCAGCAACAGCAACAGCAGCAACACCAUCAUCUCCAACAGCAGCAACAGCAUCAACAGCAGUUGCAACACCAACUACAACAGGCCAACAACAUGUUUGCGCCAAGGAGUUCGGGCGGCGCCGGAUGGAACUCGUCUUCGUCUUCGCCGCCGGCCACCACGCCGGGCACCGCCAACAGGCGGUCCGGUUCCGGUCAGGGACUGGUCAGCCCACCGGCCGCGGCCACUCCGAAACUCCUGCCACCACCCAUACCGGUGCCCAGGGGAUUCAUGCCGUACGCCGGCAUACCACCGCCUCCUCCGCCACAUCACUCGUCCACCGGUGGCAAACUAAACCUAUCGCCCGGCAAGGACAAGAUGUCGCCGUACUCGGGAUUCCAACUGUGUCCGCCUCAGCUCCUCAGGGACGAACAUUCCGAAAACAUGGAUUUAUCUUGGGGACCCAGCGAUCCAAAUUUCAAAAUCGCCGAUGACACAAGUGAUAGAGGUCGCAUGAUACGACAACAGAAGAAAGAUGGCGAGCACAUCAAGAGACCUAUGAACGCGUUCAUGGUUUGGGCCAAGGACGAGAGGCGAAAGAUUUUGAAAGCCUGUCCCGACAUGCAUAAUUCAAACAUUUCGAAAAUCUUAGGUGGCAGAUGGAAGGCAAUGUCAAACUCGGACAAGCAACCGUACUACGAGGAACAAUCCAGACUGUCCAAAUUGCACAUGGAAAAGCACCCGGACUAUCGGUAUCGGCCCAGACCGAAGCGGACGUGCAUCAUCGAUGGCAAAAAGAUGCGGAUAUCCGAGUACAAGAUGCUGAUGCGGCAGCGGCGGAACGAUAUGCGGCAGCUGUGGUACAGGGGCGAGGGGGCCGGUCCUUCCGGUUCUGGGUCGGACGUGGCCGGAACCAGUUUUGGGUAUCCGGCAGACAGGUCCAUAUCGCCGGACCUGAUAUACUCACCAGCCAACUCGCCAUCGUUCGGCGGCGACAGUCACGACGAGGAUUAAGCGACAGCCGCGUCGGCGAUGCAGUAAGCCGCCUGCAUCACUAUCGGUAUCGCUCACCCUGUGCACUACGUGUUGUAUCUACCUAAAAGAGCUUUGCGCGACGUCAUCGUGUUCGAGUCAUCGCCGUUGCCACUGAUGCGCAGCUACCGCGGUCAUCGGCGGUGCAGGAUGCCACUGAUGCGCAGCUACCGCGGUCAUCGGUAUACCACGCUGCUCAGCCGAUCGACAUCACUCACUAUUCCUCCACGCCACGUCCGCACGACGACCGGCAAACAGGCCAGUACCCCCACGACUACCAACAGUACCUGUAUCACACUAUAUAUUAUAAUACGGUGCAGCGUUAGUAGCCAUGGAAAUAGUCAAAAAUAAACCCCCUCCUCCUUAUGUGUAUGAACCAAUUUUUUUUUCUUUAAUUACCGUGUACAGAAAAUUGUGUAAAUUAUUAUCAUUAUUAUUAUUAU